AUGGCCAGAGGAAAACAAAAGGAACAAGCUCGGGAAAAAGCUCAAAAACAAGCCGAAGCUAGAGCGGGUGGUAAGUCUCAACUUAACGCUCGUGCCGCCGGGUUGCAAUUUAAAUGCCCCGUUUGUAAGACUCCCGCAGCCAAUUAUAAAAUUGUGGUUCAGCAUAUGGAGGCUAAACAUCCAAGAGAUGCUGUCCCAAGUGAGGAAUCUUUUCAAGCGUAA
Molecule: messenger RNA, 222 nt
Organism: Ambispora gerdemannii
Lineage: Eukaryota; Fungi; Glomeromycota; Glomeromycetes; Archaeosporales; Ambisporaceae
Source: the annotation of a GenBank genome assembly